Molecule: messenger RNA, 4052 nt
Organism: Periophthalmus magnuspinnatus
Lineage: Eukaryota; Metazoa; Chordata; Actinopteri; Gobiiformes; Gobiidae
Product: SWI/SNF-related matrix-associated actin-dependent regulator of chromatin subfamily E member 1-like
Exons: 11
Coding region: 126-1478 (450 amino acids)
Biological process (GO): negative regulation of DNA-templated transcription
Cellular component (GO): SWI/SNF complex
Molecular function (GO): nuclear receptor binding; nucleosomal DNA binding
Source: RefSeq, a predicted model, not a curated record
GUGACUUGGCCAGUUUCCGGUGCAGACGGCGGCGUGAGCGCGCGGCCUGCACAUUGUACAGACAAAGAGCGACGGAGUUUUUCAUGAUGUUCUGAGGCUGCAGAGCGGCUCACAUUUCAGGCAAAAUGUCAAAGCGGCCCUCGUACGCCCCCCCUCCUCCUCCCGCCCCAACAACACAAAUGCCUUCCACCCCGGGGUUUGUGGGCUACAACCCUUACAGCCAUCUGGCCUACAACAACCUCCGGCUGGGAGGGAGCUCCGGAGGCUCCGGCAGGAACUCCUCAGGGAUCACCGUCCCAAAGCCGCCUAAGCCUCCAGACAAGCCCCUGAUGCCUUACAUGCGGUACAGCCGGAAGGUAAGCAGGAAGGUAUGGGACCAAGUGAAGGCGUCCAACCCAGACUUGAAGCUGUGGGAGAUUGGGAAGAUCAUUGGAGGCAUGUGGAGGGACCUGACAGAUGAGGAAAAGCAGGACUAUCUCAACGAGUAUGAGGCUGAGAAGAUUGAGUACAAUGACUCCCUGAAAGCCUACCAUAACUCACCAGCCUACCUGGCCUACAUCAACGCCAAGAACCGUGCAGAGGCUGCCAUGGAGGAGGAGAGUCGGCAGAGGCAGAGCCGCAUGGACAAGGGCGACUCAUACAUGAGCAUCCAGCCGGCUGAGGACCCAGACGACUACGAUGACGGGUUCUCAGUGAAGCACGCUGCGGCUGCUCGCUUCCAGAGGAACCACCGUCUGAUCAGUGACAUCCUGAGUGAGAUCGUGGUGCCUGACGUGCGCUCUGUGGUCACUGUGGGGCGCAUGCAGGUGCUCAAGAGGCAGGUGCAGUCCCUCAUGGUGCACCAGAGAAAGCUGGAGGCUGAGCUGCUCCAGAUUGAGGACAGACAUCAGGACAAGAAGCGACGCUUCCUGGAAACCACAGACUCCUUCAACACAGAGCUCAAGCGGCUGUGCAGUCUGAAGGUGGAGGUCGACAUGGAGAAGCUGGCCGCAGAGAUGGCUGCGGCAGAGGAGGCGGCUCGUAAGCGGGCCGAAGAGAGGGAGAAGGAGGCCGCGGAGCAGGCCGAGAGAGCAGCCAAACAACAGGAGGACAAGCAAAACCACUCUGAGGCCUCUGCAGCAGGUGGCAAGGAGGAGGACAAGGACACGCCCAUGGACACCGAUGAAACGUCCAGUGCAGAACCCGGAACCGAGUCCAAGCCUGUCACUGGGCCCCCCUCCGACCCGCCCUCCUCCUCCUCGGAUAAAGCCUCCCCUCCGCCCGAGCCUCCAGGGGACAGCACCCCCAGCUCCGGAAGUGUCCCCCCCAGCGAGGACAGCAACAGCCUGCCCCCAGCGUCCUCAGAGGGGCCACUACCCACCAACACGGCCGCCGCCCCACCACUUCCCGAGGCUGCCGCUCCCAACCAGCCCCCACCGCCGACCCAAGAGGAACCAGUGCCUCCCCCAGUGCUCCCCCCACAACCGUUUGACAUGUAGCUAAUAUGUGGCAAGGGUUGGGGUAUGAAGGAUAGGCUACAUCCAUACUAAUGUAUUUAAAUAUGAAGAUGGGUGAAGUAUCUUGCCAAAGGACAUGACAAUAAUGCUGGUAGAAGGGAUCAAUUUGUCAAAGUUGGAAGCCAAGCAGCUCUACUAGAUUAAUUGUGUAAUACAAAAAAAUACAUUCUCGCAUCCUAAUAACUCAAAAUAGUUUAAAUUGAGAAGAUAUCGCAAAAGACAAUUGAAUUCUGUCAAUGAGACAAACGUUUUAAGAGUCAAGACAUUUCGCCAUUCACCCAUGAGGCUUCUGCUGUUCUGACAGGGUACUGUAAUUUACUGCCUUAUAUCUGUAUGAAGGGAGGAGCCAACCGCGCCGAAACUAACACACCCCUGCGUAAUCCCUCAUUUGUCCAGGAGUGGUCCAAUGUAGGAAAGAUUUCAGUGGUAGUUCAUUUGGUAUUUGCAAUCAAGAUGUUUCAGCUCUCAUCCAGAAGCCAUUUUCAAUUUGAUGGAACUGGUUUGAGACGCUAGACACUUAACUCUGUGCUGUAUAAAUCCUAGUGUCUCAGACCAGUUCCAUCAAAAAUACAAGUGAGUUCAAAACAUCUUGAUUGCAAAAACAGUGUCCAGGUGUUUGUAGUAAAGUCAAUUGACGUACCUUAAAGUGUGAACUACCCCACAAUAUGGACUGCUCUAAAGUGCGCACUAUCAUUUUUUGCAUCCUCGGUCCUGUCCCUAAUGGAUGAUACAACUCCUAUUGGCAUACUCCGAAUAUCCCUUUUGUACAUAUUCCCUCUUUAAAGAUUUGUCCAGUUAACAAAUUCAAUUUUCUUUUGCGAUAGAACCUACCUGGAUUACACACACAAUUGAGAAUGUAUUUUGAAUUAGUCUGGAUGUAGCCCCACUCGCCUUUCCAGCACUGGGAGAUGGGAGACUGCAUGUUCACUAUAGCCUAAUAAUAUCCAGCAUGCCCAUUUCACACCCAAUAGUGACAAUUCCAAUAAUAAUAAUAAUCUGCACAGCCAAAGAAACCAGGUAUUUAAAUCAGGAGCACACUGACCAAGCCAUUCCUCUGUCAUGUUAAUACACUCAGGAUGUGUCCGAGUCCACGCAGAACCGCUUUAGUUCAUCUUUUGAAGAUGCUGAAAGUGAAAAGUUUUGCUCCUGUAAUGGCUAAGCUGGACAAAAAUGGUUCUGCUAACACUGCGAAAAUGAGUUCAAAUGACUAGAAUUCUCAAUGUUAAUCUUGGGUUUUGACUAGUUGUGUUUAAUUUGCGAGGCUAGAUUUUUGGACUGGUUUUAAUUUAUUUUCUAAGCUCACAGUGGUUCACAAUCAAAAUCGCUCAAAAAAUACAGUAUUCCUUUCUGAGGGGGAUUGUCACAUUAUUGAAAAUCAGAUAUUAAUUGAUACUGAAACUAGUUUAGUAUCUAGAUACUUAUUUGAGCAAGUAUUGGACCACUGUGGAACAUACCUGGACCACUGAGGGAUUACACAGAUAUAAGACCACAUGGGAAUAUAAAAAGUACUACAGUUUAAGUUUGAAAUGUUUAUAUUAUGACAGCACAAAUUUCUUAUAUCAUUACUUAAAAUAAAAACAAAAGCAACAACGUACUAUUGUUUUUUUAGCAUCAAUUCUUUGGCUCCAAUGGUUUAUGUCUCCAAAUCUUAUAUUUAAAAUGUGUAAAAUGCAGGGUAUUCACACUUGUACCAAAACAGACAACAUGGACUACAAAACAUUCUAUCCAUCAUCCACUUUCUUCCGCGUAUCCGGGGCCGGGUCACGGGGGCAGCAGUCUAAGUAAGGACUCCCAGACAAAACAUUCUAUGGACAGAUAAUUUUGAGAGAGGAAAAUGUACUAAAACCAGUCCAAAAUAGCUUGAUAAAAUUCCAACAUCUAGACCAACUUACUAACAAAAUCUAUUCUGAUGUACUCAAUAUUUAGAAUUCACUAGAUUUGAGCUCAUUUUUGCAGUGCGCACGUGUACUCCGCCGCAUAUUUUAGCUCAGAUACUGUCAAUUAAACUACUGUGACGAGGGCAUUUAAUGGUUUACUUCCAAUUCCACUGUGGUAUUUUUCAUUCAAGCAAUUCCACAAAACAUGAGAUGGCCUUAGGAGGACCUCAACCCUAUCUCCUUGUGAAACCUCACUAUUUAACUCUACUACUGUAACUUUGUUUUUAGAGAGAUACUAGAAUAGAACAUUUAAAACUGCUCAAGUACUGAACCCAAAAAUGUAAUAACAGUAACACGAAAUACUACGCAUGCUUCACAAUUGACUUGAGUAAUGAGAGAGAAUGUUCUAAGGGCUGAUAAAGUUAGCCUGGUGAAAGUCCAUGUCCAAAUAGCCUUCACUGUGUAGGGUGCCACCAUUUUGAAAGCUACUGAUGAUCUAGUGUCCUUGAUUAGUCCUCCUCUUCCUCUUUGCUCAGUGUAACCUCAGUCAUGUAUGCAUUGAAGACUGUUGUUUCUUACUAGAAUUGGACUGUUUUAGUAAUAAAGAAUUAUAGCUUUGUUUUUGCAUCUUUUGUACUUCCUGAAUUUCUCUAUCCAAAUAAAGAGUUUCUGUUACUGA